Messenger RNA from Brachypodium distachyon (stiff brome), 930 nucleotides. RefSeq lists its product as uncharacterized. Bases 1 to 930 code for a protein of 309 amino acids. NCBI's taxonomy places the organism in Eukaryota, Viridiplantae, Streptophyta, Magnoliopsida, Poales, Poaceae. The record is from RefSeq and is a predicted model, not a curated record. The transcript has a single exon.
AUGCCGGAGAAGCCGUGGGCCUUGAUCCCUCCCUCGCUUAGCGACCUGGACAGAUGUCUGUUUGCUGCCGCCACUUCCAUCACGGUUCGCGAUGGUCGAUUCACUGACUUCUGGCAUGAUGCCUGGCUUGAUGGGAUGAGCCCCAUGGAUUUGGCGCCGGAUUUGUUCCUUAUUGCUCGUCGCAAGCACCGCCGUGUUCGUGACGCUUGCUGGCAAUUCAAAUGGGUCCAUGAUGUUGCCCAUGGCAUUAACCCCGACAAUAUCCAACAGUUCCUCUUCCUCUUCUCUCGGAUUGAGGAUGCUCCGGCUCUGUGUGAGGGGAAUGAUAGCAUCACGUGGAACCUUACCCCGUCCGGAUUAUAUUCUGCUAAGAGCACAUACACUGCUCAGUUCCAGGGUUUGCUACGAAAACCGUUCAGCUGCAUUGUUUGGCAUGUAUGGGCUCCCGAGAAGUGCAGGUUCUUUGGCUGGCUCCUUGCCCGCGGUCGCAUACCAACCUCGGACCUCCUGCAACUGCGGGGCAUGCCCAACGACAAGUGGUGUCCCUUUUGCUACGCCACCGAGGAAUCCGCUACUCAUCUGCUCUUGGACUGCCGGUAUGCGCGCCAUCUUUGGUCUUUGGUCGCCUCUUGGUUGGGGAUUGCCCUCCUCCAGCCUGCUUCCUGGCCGGCUCUCACCUCUACUUCUUGCUGGUGGACAAAUCGUAUUAAGGCGGCUCGACCGCUCGGCAAACGUCGCAGGAAGGGAGUUGCUUCUAUUAUCCCGCUCACCCUGUGGGAGACCUGGAAGGAGAGAAACCGCCGUACUUUCCAGCACAAGCUACUUCUCCCUUCGGCGGUGCUGCUCCUUAUCAAGGGGGAGGCGGCUUUGUGGAAUCGCACGGGGGCCGGGCUUGGCGAGUUGGUCUCCGGUGAUGAUGAUGUCCAUUAG